AUGUGGGGAUACUCUACUACCAUAAUGUUGGCUUCCUGCCCAUCUGUAAUGUAUAAAAAAUCUCUUCUAUUGCAGGCUGGCAUACUUGCUGUUGGUAGAGGGAACAAAGUUGUUGAACCACUACUCGGAAGUGAUGGAAUUGAGAGGCCUGCAGUAGUCAACAAAAUGAACUUGACUUUAUCUGCUGAUCAUCGUGUUUUUGAAGGCCAAGUUGCAGGUGCAUUCCUCUCAGCUUUGCGGUCUAACUUCAGUGAUAUCAGAAGACUUCUACUGUGA
This is a messenger RNA of Dovyalis caffra, 276 nucleotides long. Lineage: Eukaryota; Viridiplantae; Streptophyta; Magnoliopsida; Malpighiales; Salicaceae. The record is from the annotation of a GenBank genome assembly.